AUUGCGGCAGGUACAACCUCAUUCUGUUCACCAAACACCCGAAUGCAAAUGAAGUGUAAAAGACAAGGAAAAAGACAAUUAAUUAUUGUUCGUAUUUGUAAUUGUAUUCCAAUUCCGAAUCCUCGCUGAAAACGUGAACGAUGAUCAAUAUCACAUAAACAGAAAACCAUGAAAGAAGAAGAAUACCUUUGAUUUUCCAUCACUUUCUCGGGAAAAUAUUUCUUCCUCUUUUUCUAUUUGUUUUUUCUAGCCGCGCGAUGGAUCCAGAGCAGACCUUCAUACGCGUGCAGGAGAGGUUUUCGCAGAUGCUGACACCAAAAGUCCGAGUUGCUUUGGAGUACUUUUACCUAGUCGUUGCCAUCACCUUGUUCUGUAUUCUUGUUGUUAUGCACGCCAAUUACGUUCAGCAGCCUGGGUGUUCAAGUGAGCUAUCUGGAGUCGUAACAACAGAAGCUCAACUUAUUCAGAUUAAGAUAACCAGUUCCAGCUUGUGGUCUCAUAAUGAUUCUGAAUCGAACAGAGUUGAUCCUCCUGAAACAGAAAUUAUAAAAGAUAAAAUAGAGGUUUCUGAUGUCAAUGGAGAUGAAUUGACAUUUUUGGCUUCCAAGUUUUGGUGGAACUGGAUUGGUUCAGGGGCUAGGAGGGGAAAAUUGGUGUUCAAGUUUUGGAAGGCUAACACUGAGUUUCUUGAACAUCAAGCUGAAACCUCUACAAGUCAAAACUCCAGGCCAGUAGAAGAUGCUGUCAUCAAAAUUGAUAAAGAGGAGUCACGAAAUAGUUUUACUUUAUCAGCCAAAGAGACAUUAAAAGCAGCAGGUAUACAUUUUGGUAAAAAGUGGUAUAGGCGAAUCUCAUUCAUUUGGAAACACACAAUGCAGAUAAUUGGUAGUUUCCAGAAGCUGUGGAAUAUUGCUGGUAUACACCUAAAUCUUGAUAUUCCCAAAUGGAUGCAUAUCCUUCAACUGGACAAGCUUAACUCUAAUGCAGUGCAGUGGCUUAAAAAGAAAAGCGAGUCAUUUGAACCCACAUAUUUGUACACUAUGGAAAAGGGAUAUUUUUUAUUGCCUGAAAGUGCUAAGUCUCAUCAUAACAUACGUACUGUGAAUGUUAGCAUAUUACCUUGGCACUCCUGCUUUGGAAACAGGUGGCAGCAACUACUCAUAAACAGAUUUGUGGGAUAUGAUACAAUUUUAAUCAACAGUUUAUUGAGCUCUCCUGGUCAAGGUUAUCUUUAUAAUUUUCAAACAAAGGAAUUCUAUAAUCUUAGUUAUGCUCAAGAAGCUCCGGAAGGCCCGGCUAGAUUUGGAGACUACCUUGUAACCAAGUGUGGCGUGCUUAUGAUGUCCUUGUUUGUGUUUUUUACUACCACAAUGUCUGUGUCAUUUACAUUGAGAGAAACACAGACUCGCAUGCUGAAGUUUACGGUGCAGCUUCAACACCAUGCUCGGCAUCGCCUUCCGACAUUUCAGCUGAUCUUUGUGCAUGUGAUUGAAUCACUAGUCUUUGUUCCUAUUAUGAUUGGUAUUCUGUUUUUUCUCUUUGAGUUUUAUGAUGAUCAACUACUUGCCUUCAUGGUCUUGAUUCUUGUCUGGUUGUGUGAACUAUUUACUCUCAUUAGUGUCCGAACACCAAUAUCAAUGAAGUUCUUCCCUCGUUUCUUUUUACUGUAUUUUCUGGUCUUUCACAUAUAUUUCUUCUCUUAUGCUUAUGGUUUUUCAUAUUUGGCUCUCUCUACAACUGCUGCUUUUAUGCAACACCUUAUCCUGUACUUUUGGAAUCGGUUUGAGGUACCAGCUUUGCAGAGGUUUAUGCAAAAUCGACGGUCACAACUUCAACAACCUGACUUCCACAUUACAUCAUCUACUAUUCUUGCAUCAACGUUGCAAAUCACAAGAUUGAAUACAAGGAAUCAGGGAUUAAGUAACACAGAUUUGCCUUCCGGAACAGGGUUCAGAUCUGGUUUUGAUCAAUCAAUGCCUCAGAAUGGACCAGGAGCUACUAUCCCUCAAGGGCGGUCAGAAAAUAAUCCAGACAGGGUUGCUAACCCUGCACAGAUUCCUGGGCAAGCUGACAUUCCACAAGCAGAAAGCGGUCCCGACCCUGGAUCCAUGAAUUCAUUCAGUUCUUUGUUACUGUGGAUCUUAGGAGGUGCUUCAUCGGAGGGCCUCAAUUCCUUUUUUUCCAUGUUCAGAGAUGUGAGAGAUCAAGGACAAGAUUUUACUGAAACUCCUGGCAUUGUAAACCCUGAGGGUCAGGAUAAUAAUGACAGAUAGCGAGGAAAAGUUUAGAUUUUGAGUGGAGAUCUAGUUAAUAUAUGAAUGAUGUACUUGAUAUCAUAUAGGUGAUUGGACUACUUUCUCGUUGGUCCAAAUGAAAAUAUAUA
This is a messenger RNA of Gastrolobium bilobum, 2383 nucleotides long. RefSeq names its product membralin-like protein At1g60995. The record is from RefSeq and is a predicted model, not a curated record. Gene Ontology annotation, biological process: positive regulation of ERAD pathway; response to endoplasmic reticulum stress. The transcript is spliced from 14 exons. Lineage: Eukaryota; Viridiplantae; Streptophyta; Magnoliopsida; Fabales; Fabaceae. Gene Ontology annotation, cellular component: endoplasmic reticulum. Bases 258 to 2273 code for a protein of 671 amino acids.